Messenger RNA from Didymodactylos carnosus, 405 nucleotides. NCBI's taxonomy places the organism in Eukaryota, Metazoa, Rotifera, Eurotatoria, Philodinida, Philodinidae. The record is from the annotation of a GenBank genome assembly.
AUGCAUCGAGCCGGCACCUUCCCGGUUCGGCCGUUCCCUGAUUCGGUCAUUCCAGGUAGCAAAAAUAUCAAAAUGUUCGUAUUAAACGAUGUUGAUGAACUACUAUCACGUCAUUCUAAAAAACAAAUCUAUGAUAUAUUCACAACAAUGCCACAAAAUAUUCAGGUGAUCUUUUUAUCGACUAACAUGCCCAGUUAUAUACUCAUAGUAACAACUAAAUUUAUGAAUGAUCCGGUCAAAAUUUUUCUGGGAAAACAAGAAUUAACAAAGAAGAAAUUCGUCAAUUUUAUAUUACCGUCGAGCAUGAGUAUUCGUCAUGGUCAUCGAUUCCGUAGAAGAGGUAUAGCAAUAAAUUUUGUUACUGAUGAGAAUCGACGAACAUUACGCGACAUUGAACAAGUCUAA